AUGCAAGACACGUUUGUGGAUGACAUACUCACGGGGGCUGAUUCUCCAGACUCAGCUUUAGUGCAACGAUCACAAUUAAUUGCUUUAUGCAAACAAGGUCAAUUUCAACUUCGGAAAUGGGUCAGCAACUCUUCCGUGAUCCUACAGGCUGUAUCGGGCAAUGAGCGCUCCAUGUCAACUGAUGUACUAUUCGAUGAUGAGCUGGAGGCUGGGCUGAAAAUCCUCGGGAUGCAAUGGAAUCCAAAACAAGACAAUUUCUCUUAUAGUUUUCAGUGUCCAAAUGCAAGUAUCCUGUCAGAUCUUGCACGCAUUUUCGAUCCACUCGGAUUUCUCUUACCUGUGACCUUUUUGGCAAAGCACAUGAUGCAGUUACUAUGGACAUCAGGAAUCGGAUAG
Myzus persicae (green peach aphid) is the source of this 396-nucleotide messenger RNA. RefSeq lists its product as uncharacterized. The record is from RefSeq and is a predicted model, not a curated record. Lineage: Eukaryota; Metazoa; Arthropoda; Insecta; Hemiptera; Aphididae. The transcript has a single exon. The coding region runs from base 1 to 396 and encodes 131 amino acids.